AUGGCAUUCGAGACAAAAGCCACAAUCGCCUCCUUCGGGGGCACCCUGCUCAAGCUCUCGCACAAGUCCACCACCACCGGCACGCCCAUGAACCUCAACCUCUACCUGCCGCCCGCCGCCGUCAAGCAGAACAAGAAGGUGCCCGUGCUGAUCUGGCUGUCGGGCCUGACCUGCACGCCGGACAACUGCACCGAGAAGGGCUUCUUCCAGCACGGCGCCAGCCAGCACGGCAUCGCGGUGCUGUACCCUGACACGUCGCCGCGCGGGCUGGACCUGCCGGGCGAGAAGGACUCGUGGGACUUUGGCGAGGCGGCGUCCUUCUACAUCGACGCCACGCAGGCGCCCUUCGACAAGAACUACCGCAUGGAGACGUACCUGACCAAGGAGCUCCCCGACGCGCUCUUCGGCAGCGACGAGUUCGGCCCGCGCCUGGACGCGUCCCGCGUCUCCAUCGCCGGCCACUCGAUGGGCGGCCACGGCGCCCUGACGCUGUACCUCAAGAACCCGGGCAAGUACAGGUCCGUGUCGGCGUUCGCGCCCAUCGCGAACCCGACCGAGUGCCCCUGGGGCCAGAAGGCGUUCUCGGGCUACCUGGGCGCCGACAGCAAGGCCGAGUGGGCGAGGCACGACGCCACCGAGCUCGUCAAGAAGUGGGACGCCAAGGCCCCGCUCAACAUGCUCGUCGACGUCGGCACCGGCGACAACUUCUACAAGCAGAAGCAGCUGCUGCCCGAGAACCUCGAGAAGGCCGUCAAGGACGCCGGCCUCGGCGGCCUGACGCUGCGGUACCAGGACGGCUACGACCACUCGUACUUCUUCAUGGCGAGCUUCAGUGACGAGCACGUUGCUCAUGCGGCUAAGUUCUUGGGUGCGUAG
Diaporthe amygdali is the source of this 876-nucleotide messenger RNA. RefSeq lists its product as uncharacterized. Gene Ontology annotation, biological process: formaldehyde catabolic process. The transcript has a single exon. Bases 1 to 876 code for a protein of 291 amino acids. The record is from RefSeq and is a predicted model, not a curated record. Gene Ontology annotation, cellular component: cytosol. Lineage: Eukaryota; Fungi; Ascomycota; Sordariomycetes; Diaporthales; Diaporthaceae. Gene Ontology annotation, molecular function: S-formylglutathione hydrolase activity.